GGAUUUCACAAGAGGAUGCAUUUUUAUCUUUAUAUUGAAUAUUCAUUGAAGUAUUGCACAAUCCACCUCCCCUCAUGUUGGUACAGCCCACUGAAUAUGCUAAUUGUAAUGAUCUUUGAGGCCUUCGAGCUGGUUUUUGGGUUUUUUUCCUGGCCAGUUGUCGUCAGAGUUUGGAGGAGCUCAGAUCAGUGGUGCGGUAGCAUAAAAUUUGUUCCCCAAUUGUGGGAAUUUGUUCCCCAAUCAGUGGCAAAAGCCGAGCUAAUCUACCAGUGAUAUCGGUAGCUGCAGAGUUCUAAAGUUGAUAAUUUAGUUACACCAAUCAGUCAGAAAAUUGUCAGAUCUUUCCAGUGCGGGAGUCAGGCUUUGAAGACAGCUCUCGUCUUAAAAACUGUAAAAAUACAUGGCAACCAUGAAAGCAGUGCGGUAUGAUGAGAACGGUGGUGCAGAGAAGUUGUACAUCACGGAGGUGAAGCAGCCUGAACCAGGGAAGGGACAGGUCUUGUUGAAGGUGUAUGCAUCGGCCGUUAAUCAUGUUGAUCCCAUGCAGGUGGCAGGAAAUUACACACCACCUGCACAUGUGGAUGCAAACCUUGGCAUGGAGGCUGCUGGAACAGUGGUCAAGCUGGGACCAGGGUGCUCCAAGUGGAAAAUAGGGGACCGUGUAGCAGCACUUCUUGGUGGUGGAGGGAAUGCAGAAUUUGUAGUGGCCCAUGAAGGUCACCUGAUGUCUGUGCCUGGUCACAUGACCAUGCUAGAGGCUGCUGGGAUACCCGAGGUCUGGCUGACUGUCUACAAGUUGCUCCACUUUGCUGGUCACGUGAAGGCAGGAGAUCGAGUCCUGAUCCAUGCCGGGGGCAGUGGCACGGGAACCGCAGCUAUUCAACUGGUCAGAUUAGCAGGUGCAGAAGCCAUAGUCACAGCCGGGACACAAGCUAAACUGGAUAUGGCUCAAGAGCUGGGUGCAGUGGCUGGCUUCAACUACAAGCAAGUCGACUUUGCCGACAAAGUCUUGGAAUACACACAAAACAAAGGAGUAGACAUGAUUCUUGACUGUAUUGGAUCCAGCUUUUGGGAACAAAACUUGCGGUCCAUCGCAGUGGAAGGCACUUGGGUCGUGUACGGAUUAAUGGGCGGUGCUUAUGUGAAUGGGCCUGCCCUUAGAGGGUUAAUGCGCAAGAGGCUGCAACUGGUAGGGACAAAUCUGCGACCGAGGAAUGACCAAUACAAAACAGAUUUGGUGCAGGCAUUCACCGAAAACGCCCUACUUCACUUUGGGAAGGAGUUAAAACCAAUCACAGACAGUGUGUUCCCAUUGGAGGAGAUUGCCAUCGCUCAUAGACGUAUCACGUCCCAGGAGAACAUUGGGAAAAUUGUACUCAGCGUAUGUGAGGAAAAGCAAAUAGCCGACUAAUUGGAUUAUUUUUACACACACAAAAAAAACACCUAAAAAAAGAAAGAAGCAAGGCUGUUUUGCUUUUAAACCUAACCAAGACUUUUUAAGCAAGCUUUUAUGUUAAUACUGUAGGUUUACCUUGAAAUUUUAUCUUCUAACGUAGUACCUGACUAAUAAUUAACCUCAUUUAACAAACAGACAUGUAUUCUAAGAAGACAAGUCAAAAAGAAAUGGGAAGGCCAAGUGGAAGAAACAAAUAUACAAGUCUUGUUUCUGUCUAUACUGUCUUAUCAAAUGGAGCUGAGGGUUUAUAGGAAGUUGAGGUUGCUGUAAGCAGGUUAGAUGAAUUUCAGGUUUUAUAUUUUGCUGAUAGAUUUUAGAUGACACAUGGGGUACUUUGAAAAAUAUUCAGAAUUUGUAAGAGGGUUAUUCAAUCACAGAAAUGCACUGAUUUUGUUUCUCCUAAAUCUACACUAAACUAAACUAGAGAAGACUUUUCGUUUUUGAAUUUUGGCGGUUGUGCUGUGUUUUGUACUGUCAAUUGCAUUGCAUGCUACUAAUAAAGGGACAGUGAACUUAUCAAACAAGUUUUGUCCAUUCUCAACAUUAUUUUAAGUAAAUCCUCGGUCAUAUGUUGUAAGCUAGUGACCACAGGGAGUUGAGUAUAAUAAUAUAACAUUUUAAACAAGGAAACUU
Molecule: messenger RNA, 2089 nt
Organism: Patiria miniata (bat star)
Lineage: Eukaryota; Metazoa; Echinodermata; Asteroidea; Valvatida; Asterinidae
Product: quinone oxidoreductase PIG3-like
Exons: 7
Coding region: 401-1411 (336 amino acids)
Molecular function (GO): quinone binding; quinone reductase (NADPH) activity; NADPH binding
Source: RefSeq, a predicted model, not a curated record